CGUGCGUUCAUCAAGGAAAGUCAUGGAAACGACGUUAGCCUUCUCAACCCCAUAAAUGACGCUGACCUUCUGAAUUCUUCCCCUUUGCGACGGGACUUUUGAAAGAGACGCCAGAAGAAGCAUUUUGAGCCUCUGAAGGUUUGAGCUUGUCGAGAAGUCUGCUAGCAAAACUUGUUAAAGAAGCACUUGCUGAAAUACGCACUUGCUGAAGAAGCCCGUGGUUAACCAACCUGCGAAAGACGGUUCCUGGCCAGGAGAAGCACCAGCAGGGAGAUCGGCUGGAAGCCCAUACCAUGGCGCUUCCAGCAGAUGGAUCCCCAACGUUGGAGGGACAUCCAGACAACGGUAAGAAACACGGUAAGGUGUGGUUAAAUGAAGCCGAUGUGGUUUCUAAAGACCAUGGAGAGGAGUUGAGGUAUAGUUCAGCUCCCCAGUCUGUAGACUGUUCUACCAGCUUUAGUGGAGACGAGGUAGGUAAUGAAGACCAGGAUGACUUGYGUCCAGAGAAGUCCAGACCUAUCGGUACCCUGCAACAUCAUCAAGUAGGUUUGGAAGAGGACGCUGUUUCUUUGACUUCUGGUCACUCCAGGAAAACUACACAGAAAGUGGAUUCUGCGAAGGAGGACGACCCACCAUCAAAGCUUAGUUCUGGUGCCGUGCUUCUUUCCAGCUUUAAAUUCACAUCUGGACUUGAGAAAAAGCAAGAGUCAAUUUUGCGUCCAGAGAAGUCCAGACCUAUCACUACCUUGCAACGUCAUGAGGUAGGUUUGGAAGAGAAGGGGGCUUCUUUGACUUCCAGACGCGCCAGAAGAAUAACGGAUAUGGUGUAUGCUGUGAAGCAGGAAGACCCACCAUCAAAGCUUAGUUUUGGUACCGUGCUUCCUUCCAGCUUUAAUUUCACAUCUGGACUUGACAAACAGGAAGAGCCAAUUUUGCGUCCAGAGGACUCCGGACCAAUUGGUAUCUCACAACAACCUCUGGGGGGCUGGAAAAAUUUAGUGGCUUCUUUGACUUUUGGCCGCACCAGAAGAGCUACAAAGAAGGUGGAUACUGCAAAGGCCGACGACCCUUCAUCAAAACCUAGUCAUCAGGUAGGUUUGAAAGAGGACGCGGCUCAUGUGACAUCUGUGAUUGGCAUAAACGGGAAGAGGAGAAAGGAYAGUGAUSCUGAAGAGCAGCCCCCAACCAAGAGGAUCAGGRAGAACCAAGCUGAUGAURAGCUCCCCUCCAAGAGGACUAGGGACACUGUUGCUAAAGAGGAGCCCCCUGCCAAGAGGACCAAGGUCGGUCUUCCUCCAAGUGGUGAUCUCUUUUCAGCUUUUCGGGGRCGUCCUCUUGCUGAAAAGGACUUCCCUGCCAAGAGGACCAGGGACAGUGUUGCUAAAGAGGAGCCCCCUGCCAAGAGGACCAGGGACAGUGUUGCUAAAGAGGAGCCCCCUGCCAAGAGGACCAGGGACAGUGUUGCUAACGUGUUGAAAUCGUGUAAGGAUGCUGGACUGUCACCCCCCGUCCUCAGACCCUCUUGUAAAAUGGCGCGUAAACGUCCUAUUUUGUCAUCCCCCGUCCUCAGUCCCUCACCAUUGACGCACUGUGAAGAUCCCAUUAUGUCACCCCGUGUUUUCAGUCCCCCACCAAGGAUGCUAUGUGACACGGAAGAGGACCCAAAACCUUCAACAUCUAGUGGAAUUACAGCARGAGAGAGUUCCAGACACGUGUGGUUUAGACCUCGCUACGUCYCGUCAAGUGACUCUGAGUAGAUUGGGAUCCGUAAAAACUGAAGACCUAUUUGAGAAGUCACAUUAGGACUUUAUCAUUUCUCUUCGGUUUUUAUUAAAGCCAAUGGCUUUCUUGCAAGCCUGUGGAAGCUUAGGUAGCACCUUGCACCGGGGCUCUUCUUUAUCCCUCUGCUAGAUUUAGCAUUUUAGAUGUUAAGGAUUCUGGCAGGACUGAGGAAGCCUUAGGUAGCUCCUUGCACCGGGGCUUUUCUUCAUCCUGCUGCUAGAUUUAGUAUUUUAGAUGGUAAAGUUCUGGCAGGACUGAGGAAGCCUUGGGUAGCGCCGUGCACCGGGCUUUUCGUCAUCUUUGCAUUUUCCUCUCUACUCCCCCAUGUUUCAGGGUGUGACAGUGGUGCUUCCCUACACAGUGCUCUCCAGUAUAAUAAAUUAUUCUAUCCUGUUCCUUAACUAAUCCACUCUCCAAGUUUUUAAUCUUUCAGGUUGUAGCUGCUCAUCGCUGGRUCCUUUCGUCGUUGUCCAUGUGGUUCCUGCCUUCUGGAUCUCUUGUUUUUCACACUGCUUGUUGGAUCUCCUCAGCCUGUAAACCUCCACCGUCACCACCGCCUGUCAGAUGGAGGUAGAUAAGAGAACCCAGUUGACAAAAAAA
Poecilia reticulata (guppy) is the source of this 2382-nucleotide messenger RNA. NCBI's taxonomy places the organism in Eukaryota, Metazoa, Chordata, Actinopteri, Cyprinodontiformes, Poeciliidae. The record is from RefSeq and is a predicted model, not a curated record.